AUGCCUUCAACCAAGAAGAUGGCUUCUGUCCGCUCUCGUGGUCGUGCUGCUCGCUCAAGGCCUUCUUCCGUGUCAAGUGCCGGCUCCAUUCGUUCUCGUUCGGGUCGUUCGCGCACUCCAGCUGCUGAAAGAUCUUCGAUCUUCAACUACCUUGCCGGCCCUCAUCAUCAAGCCCUUCGCGAAGCCUUGCGAGCUCGCCGUAUUGAUGAGAAGAAACGUCAACGUCGCGUGGACAUGAAAUCGCUUCCUUCUGAUGCGGUCAACCAAGUGCCCUCAAGCCCUUCGGGAUCUCAGGAUUCUGAAAGCUUCUCCGAUCUUUCUGAAUCCUCCCCUUCCUCUGCCGGUGGUCAAAGCUCUCGUUCGGCUUCAGUGGUGACGGCUACCCGUUCCAAUGUCAAGCGCGCAUCUCGUUCUCGCUCUCGUUCGCGUUCAACUCGUGGUCGCUCCGCAUCGGGCCGCUCCCGUUCCAACAAGAAGCGUGUGGCAAAGCGCGGACGCUCGGCCUCUGGUCAACGAGCAGGUCGUGCCUUGAAGAGCGCUGGUUCCGGUCGUGGACGCUCCAGAUCGGCCUCAACUCGCCGUGCCGCUCGUGUUGUGAAGGGUUCCCGUUCCCGUUCUCGCAAGGACGACAAAGCCAAGUCACCUAAAUCCGCACCAAAGUCUGAGAAGAAGCGCCGCUUGACCGCUGACAAGGAA
This is a messenger RNA of Mesorhabditis belari, 696 nucleotides long. Lineage: Eukaryota; Metazoa; Nematoda; Chromadorea; Rhabditida; Rhabditidae. The record is from the annotation of a GenBank genome assembly.